Sander lucioperca (pikeperch) is the source of this 2874-nucleotide messenger RNA. RefSeq names its product protein Hook homolog 2-like. The coding region runs from base 194 to 2332 and encodes 712 amino acids. Gene Ontology annotation, molecular function: dynein light intermediate chain binding; microtubule binding. Gene Ontology annotation, cellular component: cytoplasm; centrosome. NCBI's taxonomy places the organism in Eukaryota, Metazoa, Chordata, Actinopteri, Perciformes, Percidae. The transcript is spliced from 23 exons. Gene Ontology annotation, biological process: cytoskeleton-dependent intracellular transport; cytoplasmic microtubule organization. The record is from RefSeq and is a predicted model, not a curated record.
CGGAAGCUCGCUUGGAAAACAGGAGGUGAAGAAACGCGAAGGGGGGUAGACGCAGCAGGAGGCCGUGGCUGGACAAUGACUGACGUGGAAAGUGUAAAGGAGUGAGUAACAAACUUCGGGGGAGAAAACAGUCUUGAGAGCCAAGUCCAUCGCCUCUCUGUGAGCUGCUGUGGGUUCAACUGGUCACAGCACAAUGAGUCUGGAUAAAGCAGAGCUGUGUGAUUCACUGUUAACCUGGUUACAGACAUUUCAGGUGCCAUCAUGCAACAGCAAGCACGACCUAACAAGUGGAGUGGCCAUCGCACACGUGCUUCACAGAAUAGACCCCUCAUGGUUUAAUGAGACAUGGCUGGGCAGGAUCAAGGAGGAGAGCGGGGCCAACUGGCGCCUCAAGGUCAGCAACUUGAAAAAGAUCCUUAAGAGCAUGAUGGAAUAUUAUCACGAUGUGCUCGGUCAUCAGGUAUCAGAUGAGCACUUGCCAGACGUGAACCUUAUAGGAGAGAUGGGAGAUGUCACUGAACUGGGCAAGCUGGUGCAACUCGUAUUGGCCUGUGCUGUCAGUUGUGAGAAGAAACAAGAGCAAAUCCAGCAGAUAAUGACACUGGAGGAAUCGGUCCAGCAUGUUGUGAUGACAGCCAUUCAGGAGCUCUUAUCAAAGGAUCCUUCGUCGGACCCAGGAAGCCCAGAAACCUACGGGGACUUUGACUACCAGUCCAGGAAGUAUUAUUUUCUAAGUGAAGAGGCAGACGAGAAGGAGGACCUGAGCCAGCGCUGUCAAGACCUGCAACAUCAGUUGUCGGUGGCUCUGGAGGAGAAGUCGAGCCUGCAGGGGGAGACGCGCUCCUUGAAGGAGAAGCUGAGCAACUGCGACUAUCUGGACGCCUCCACCACCGCCAUCACUGGCAAGAAGCUGCUGCUGCUGCAGAGUCAGAUGGAGCAGCUUCAGGAGGAGAACUACAGACUGGAGAACAGCAGAGAUGACGUGCGCGUGCGGGCAGAGAUACUGGAGCGUGAGGUGACCGACCUGCAGCUACGUAACGAAGAGCUGACCAGCCUGGCGCACGAGGCCCAGUCCCUCAAAGACGAGAUGGACAUUCUCAGGCACUCGUCUGACCGGGUGAACCAGCUGGAAGCGCUGGUGGAGACGUACAAGAGGAAGCUGGAGGAUCUGGGAGACCUGCGCAGGCAGGUGCGCCUCCUGGAGGAGCGCAACACCGUGUACAUGCAGCGCACUUGCGAGCUGGAGGAGGAGCUCCGCAGGGCCAACGCUGUCCGCAGUCAGCUGGACACCUACAAGAGACAGGCUCAUGAGCUCCACACCAAGCACUCGGCAGAGGCGAUGAAAGCGGAGAAAUGGCAGUUUGAGUACAAGAACCUUAACGACAAGUAUGACGCACUGCUGAAGGAGAAAGAACGUCUGAUCUCGGAAAGGGACACACUUCGGGAGACAAACGAUGAGCUCCGGUGUGCACAAGUCCAACAGCGGUGUCUCAGCGGAUCUGGAGGCUUGUGUGACGAUGAUGUCACAGUAGGAAACCUGGCUGCAGAGAUCAUGCCGACUGAGUUCAAAGAGACGGUGGUGCGUCUGCAGAGUGAAAACAAGAUGUUGUGCGUCCAGGAGGAGACCUACAGGCAGAAAGUAGUGGAGGUGCAGGCCGAGCUGGAAGAGGCCCAGCGCAGCAAGAACAUCCUGGAAACUCAGAACAGAUUAAACCAGCAGCAGAUCUCAGAGCUGCGUUCUCAGAUCGAGGAGCUCCAGAAAGCGCUCCACGAGCAGGACAGCAAGACUGAGGAUGCCAUCUCCUCCUUACUGAAGAAAAAGCUUGAGGAGCAUCUGGAGAAGCUCCAUGAAGCUCACUCAGAUCUCCAAAAGAAGAGAGAGGUCAUUGACGACCUGGAGCCCAAAGUGGACGGCAACAUGGCAAAGAAGAUCGAUGAACUCCAGGAGAGCCUGCGGAAGAAGGAUGAGGACAUGAAGCAGAUGGAGGAGCGAUACAAGCGUUAUGUGGAAAAGGCAAGAACGGUGAUCAAAACCCUGGAUCCCAAGCAGCAGCCGGUGCCUGCGACUCCUGACAUUCAGGCGCUGAAGAACCAGCUCACAGAGAAGGAGAGAAAAAUCCAGCACCUGGAGCAUGACUACGAGAAGAGCAGAGCCCGACAUGACCAGGAGGAGAAACUCAUCAUUACUGCAUGGUACAACAUGGGGAUGGCGUUGCAUCAGAAAGUGUCUGGCGAGCGGCUGGGUCCCUCGAACCAGGCCAUGUCCUUCCUCGCCCAGCAGCGCCAGUCCACCAACGCCAGGAGAGGCCUGACGCGACACCAUCCCAGAUGAGACGUCCCGGCACCGGCAGGCGAACGCACAAACGCUGAGCGGACGCAUGGAGAGAAGACAAAGCCAUCAGCAGUGGACUUCACAUGAACUCCCUGUGUCUUUGCCUUAAAGCCUUUCCCUGGAUCCCUGCACCUCAGAGAGACAUUUGUCAUGCUGCUGCUGCCCCCUGCUGGCUCUUAAUGGUACGAGAAUGUUUAUUUUUCUCCGUGGAGCCCCAGAGCGGAGAGAUGUACUACUGUUUAACUCCGCUGUAGAUUAGAUCCAGAGUGAACUCACAGAAACAGAAAUGAAUGGAGCAGAUGGAGUAGUCUCACCUUUUAAGGUGACUUUUUUUCUCCUCCUCUAGCCGUGUUUCUUUAAGGUCUGUUUUUAAUCUUUUUGUUUUUGUUUUUAUGUUAUAAAGAUGUGAACUAGUUUUGUUAAGGUUACAGUUUAAAUGUGGUAGACGAGAGAGAAGUUAUUAGGGGUUUUACAAUUACUACUGGAAGUGCUAGAGAAGACUUAAAGCCACACAGGCUGUAGACUGAAAACAUGAUCACAUC